Eremomyces bilateralis CBS 781.70 is the source of this 2232-nucleotide messenger RNA. RefSeq names its product ankyrin. Lineage: Eukaryota; Fungi; Ascomycota; Dothideomycetes; Eremomycetales; Eremomycetaceae. Gene Ontology annotation, molecular function: protein binding. The record is from RefSeq and is a predicted model, not a curated record. Bases 1 to 2232 code for a protein of 743 amino acids. The transcript is spliced from 4 exons.
AUGAACAACGAUAUCAAAGACAUCAAUACACAAGUUCACGCAGUUCGACACAGCCAACAACAUCAACGUCAUCAAACCAUCGCUGGAUGGAUAUCUCCCUCUGACUUCCCCGCCCAGCAGUCAGACUUCAUAGGCAGAAUUGAAGAGGGCACUGGUCAGUGGUUCCUUGAUUCAAGCGAGUAUGCAACCUGGCUGCGUACACCGAAGUCUACGUUGUUCUGUCCGGGUAUCCCAGGCGCCGGCAAGACCAUGCUAGCGGCGAUCACGAUCGACCGUCUUUCACGGACCGAAGCCAGCGACGACAUCGGAUUAGCUUACAUCUACUGUAACUACAAAUCAGAGGCGAGUGUUGAUGUCUCAGCCUUAUUAGCUGCCCUUCUCCAACAACUCGUCCAGUCACGGCCUACUAUCGAUGAACCGAUCUCAAGUCUAUACGAGAAGCAUACCCGUCGUGGUACCAGGCCAUCUCUCCAGGAGAUAUCUACAGCUCUGCAGGUAACGCUAAAGAAUUUUUCCAGCGUUUAUAUUGUUGUCGACGCGCUGGACGAGUGUCCAAAUAAAGAUGGCACGCGCAACCAUCUCCUUACCAAACUUAAGGAUACUCAACAAGAAGCAGAUUUGCGGCUUAUGGUUACAUCUCGCUUUAUCCCAGAUAUAGAAGCGAAGCUCGAGUCGACACCAAUACUAGAAAUUCGAGCAAGAGGUGCCGAUGUGAAACGAUUCGUCAGAGGCCAGAUAUGCCGACUACCCAACUGCAUUCAGCGCGACCAUCAAUUGCAGAGUAUCGUAGAGGACAAGGUUAUAGAAGCAGUAGACGGCAUGUUCCUUCUUGCUCGUCUACAUGUAGAUUCGCUUCUCGACAAGCGAACUAGAGCCAAGGUACAAGCUACGCUAAAAACUCUUCCUAGAGGCCCAGAAGCUCUUGGUGAGGCCUAUAAGGACGGGGUCCAGAGGAUAGGAACUCAGCUGCCUGAAGACACCGCGAACGGUAAUCGUGAACUGGACCGCGAUAACAUUCCGGACAUUGACGAUGUCAUUUCUGUGUGUGCCGGCUUAGUCAUCGUGGAUAAGGAAAGCAACAUCGUCCGCCUCGUUCACUAUACCACGCAGGAAUACUUUGAGCAGAUCCGCGAGAUAUGGAACCCAACUGCUCAACAGGAGAUUGCGUCUGCUUGUCUGACUUACCUCUCGUUUCAUGUAUUUCGUGACGGCAGCUGUUCUAGCGACGACGAUUUAGACAGUAGGCUAAAAGAGUAUCCACUCUUAGACUAUGCUGCUCGAUACUGGGGUUAUCAUAUAAGGAGUGUUCAGGAAGGAGUAUCAGAGGUAGCAUACCGCUUCCUCCAGAACAACGGCUUCUUAUCCUCCGCCACUCAAGCAGUGUCGAUUCCCAAGUACCGGUAUCCCGGAUUUAGCCAAAGAUUUCCAAAACAUACCACCGGGUUGCACUUGUCGGCAAGGUUCGGGUUAGUCCAGCUAUUGAUGAUAGCGCUUCUUCAUUCAGAAUAUAAUAUUGCAGCCAGACCCGACCUGAGCGACAGCUAUGGCCGGACGCCGCUAUCGUAUGCGGCAAAGGGAGGACACGAAACCGUAGUCCGGCUACUGGUCGAGCGGGACGACGUCGCGACGGGCUCGAAGGACAAGGACGGCCGGACGCCGCUGUCGUGGGCGGCAGAGCGAGGAUACGAAGCGAUAGUCCAGCUACUGGUCGAGCAGAAUGACGUCGCGGCGGACUCGAAGGACAAGGAUGGCCGGACGCCGCUGUCGUGGGCGGCAGAGCAAGGAUACGAAGGGAUAGUCCGGCUGCUAGUCGAUCGGGACGACGUCGCGGCCGACUUAAAGGAUAGGCUCGGGCACGAGGCGAUAGUCCAGCUAAUGGUUGAGCGGGACGACGUCGCGACGGGCUCGAAGGACAAGGACGGCCGGACGCCGCUAUCGUGGGCGGAAGAGCGAGGAUACAAAGCGAUAGUCCAGCUGCUGGUCGAGCAGGACAACUUCGCGACCGACUUAAAGGACGGGUUUGGCCGGACGCCGAUAUCGUCGGCGGUAUCGCAAAGGCACCAAGCGAGAGUCCGGCUACAUCGGAACACGGAGAAAAUCAACCAGACACCGCCGAGGAAAAGAAUUGCCCUUGCUGUAAGUUUCUUUGAGUUCAGCCCCUCCGUCUGUUGCCCAAGUAUGAGAACAGCCACGUCUCUGUCGACACAAAAAGAUACGACUGAGUUUGACUGA